AUGGGGUAUUUCGGAAGAGCAACAUCUUGCAAAGAAUUCCUGCAGAGAGACGAUGGAACUGACCCGUCCGGAGUUUAUCAACUCUUUGACCCAACAAACAAUUCCGUGUAUGAGGUCUUCUGUGAUUUCACCUCUGAAAAGGGAUUCGUUUUGACUCUGAUCGAAUCUUUCAGUUUUCGCUAUAAUGAUGAGUUUAAGGAUAAGGCGUUUUACGAAGACCAUCCCUUAAACCAGGAAGCCUUUACAUGGAACAAGUUUCGUUUAUCUUUGCCACGCAUAGGCGUACGGGCCGGGGGGGCGAGGGGGCUGCAGCCCCCCCAAAUUUUGGGCAACUCAGAUUUUUUGGGCAGCAAGAGAAAAUUUGGGCAAGGCCAACUUUUAAAGACGUUUCAUGUUUUUUCAUGAGUAUUUUGGAGAGAUAAAUAUUUUCUAUUUUAACCUGAAGUCGGCGUAACAAUCAAGUUACAUUCACUCGAGACAAUGGUUGCCAAGCACGUGAUGAGUUUCUGUUUAUAAGGGAAGGGUUUUUUUUUAUCGUUGGGCACUGGGCUGCAAUGGGCUAUUUCCAAUCGGGAAUUGAUUAGAAUAAACUUCCGCCUAACUUUCUAGGAUCAUCUUCGCUCGUAGAACAGUGUAUGGCAGAUAGGAUCAGCGAUUGAUCUGAAAGUGAAGAAGUGGCUGACUAAUUCUCACUUUGAAUUACGAGAAGAAUCUUAAUGUUUUUUUUAAAAAAUCUAUCAAGUGGUUCAAAUUAUUCCCUAAUUUGUUAAAGUAGACCGAAAUGUUUACAAAACCGCUAACAAGAGCGCCAUGAUACAUACUAAUGAAAUCCUUCUUUGUAGCAGUUUUGAAAUAUCACUCGUGAUAUAUGCCAAAUAUCACUACAAAUCAUGCUAUUACCUAUACAAUGUACAAAUAACUCACACACAUUUUUAAAAAGAUUGAAUCUACUAUGAGGUGAAAUUGCAUGUCAAAAGCGCUUCGUUUUCUACAGAUAGCGGCUAAACAACAAGAUUUUCCUUGUUUUACUGUAUUUCUAACGAUAAAAACUUUAUCCCAAACUAUCCCGAUAACGCUCUUACAGACUCCGUUUUAACUUCACAAACAACGAGGCGACUAUUGGAGGAAAAAGCUCCCGAGAACGAUUUCAUAUUGAGAAAUAAUGCUGCAAGUAUAAUAGGUAAUGGCGUCAUUUCGUUGCUAUGACAACUCCGAUGUCAUUGCAACCCUGAUCAUGACAAAUUUUCAUCUUUAUCUAAUACAACUGUGGUGGCAAUUUUUCCAAAUGUUUGUUUAUGGCAACGUAUAGUUUAUGCUCAAACUUGGCAGGUAUAUAUUGACCCUGAAAAACUGUAUUGCGGCACUUUCGUAUGCCAGUACGGCCUAUGUUGUUGCAUCGUAUGGCCCUUGUGUCUUCUCGACUGUUUUGUAAAAAUUUGGGCAACUUGCAAGAAUUUUUUGGGCAAAUGGUUUACCGCCCCCCCUGGCCGAAAAUUGCCCGUACGCCUAUGUUGCCACGUAUGAAUGCCACAGUAAAACGCUCAACGCACGUGCGAGCAACCUGCAACUUUAACACUGAAGAACUUAAAUACGAAGAUUACUUAAGGGCCAAGUUAGGCGAUAUCGAUCUUAUGCGCUCCAGUUUGGGUACUUGCAAAAAAUUCGAAUUUAUUAGCGUCCACGGAAAUAACUGUACUAACGACACGGCACAUUUCGUCCAGAGGGAUUAUUGGCAUGCGCAUAGUGAUUCGAAUGACCGAGGAUGUCCCUGUACCAGUCUUUCCGAGGGUGCAGUGAAGUUCCCGGGAGGCGAAGAUAACUUUGGAUGGUAUAAAGCAAGAAAUCCGGUUCACAGACGUGUAGAAAGUAAUGAUUCUACUACACAGUGGUGGUUCGGGGUACAAUACUAG
This is a messenger RNA of Porites lobata, 1910 nucleotides long. The record is from the annotation of a GenBank genome assembly. NCBI's taxonomy places the organism in Eukaryota, Metazoa, Cnidaria, Anthozoa, Scleractinia, Poritidae.